AUGACCAUAGAGACAGAAAUGGAAAGAAAAUCCAAGCUCAAUGAGCUUCUAUUUGUUAAUCUAAUUGGAAGCCCCGACAUCUUUGUGAACCUUGCCAGUAAAACCAAGCUUCUAUUUGUUAAUCUAAUUAGCAGCCCCGACAUCUUUGUGAACCUUGCCAGGAAAAACAAGGUAGAGGUUAUGGGAAUCUUGACAUUCCAGGAUGUGGCAAUUGAUUUCUCUCCAGAUGAGUGGGACUGCCUCAACUUUGCACAAAGGGCUUUGUACAGGGAAGUCAUGUUGGAGAACUACAGUAAUAUGGUCUCUGUAGGUUUUUCAGUGUCAAAACCAAACCUGAUCAGCUUUCUUGAAAAAAGCAAAGAGCCCCGGAAUGUAAACUUUGGAGAGACAGAAGGCAAUGAACAAGUUUUAUAUUCUCAUCAAAAACAAGACUUAUUUUCACAAGAGAACAAACAAGAUUGUAUUCAGAAGUUGGUAUCAGGAAUAGCUAAUGGUCAGAAACAAGGGAAGCAUUAUAUAAACAAUCAAAAUGAAGAGAAACAAAACAUUAAUAUAGAAUAUGGAAAGUGCUUCAACAGAUAUGCAUGCCCCACUAUGUAUAAGAGAAUUAACACCAAAGAGAAGGCAUACAAAUGUAAAGAUUGUGGCAAGUCAUUUACUCGUCAUUCAAACUUUCAAACUCACCAAAGAAUCCAUACUGGUGAAAAACCUUACAGGUGUCAAGAAUGUGGCAAGUCCUUUACCUGGGCCUCAACUCUUCAGAAUCAUCAGAGAUCCCAUACUGGUGAGAAACCCUAUAGAUGUGAAGAAUGUGGAAAGUCCUUUACCCAGGUCUCAACUCUUCACACUCAUCACAGACUCCAUACUGGUGAGAAACCUUACAGAUGUCAAGAAUGUGGCAAGUUAUUUCACACAAAUUCAAAUCUUAGAAAGCAUCACAAAAUGCAUUUAAAGGGUAAAAUUCAUAAAACUUCUUAGUAUACCUCACAUUAAUUCAUUGUACACCUCUUCAAGCAUUAGCCAACUUAUUUGACAGACUCACAUCCUUUAAUUAAUUUUCAAAUCUUAGUCAAUACUUAGACAGCUAUGCAGUUCUUAGGAAUUUAGAAACAUUGUGUCCAGAUUUGAACUUUAUUGUCAUCAAACAUUUGUUGUAAACAG
Alexandromys fortis (reed vole) is the source of this 1161-nucleotide messenger RNA. RefSeq names its product putative zinc finger protein 735. Gene Ontology annotation, biological process: regulation of DNA-templated transcription. Lineage: Eukaryota; Metazoa; Chordata; Mammalia; Rodentia; Cricetidae. The transcript is spliced from 8 exons. The record is from RefSeq and is a predicted model, not a curated record. The coding region runs from base 1 to 978 and encodes 325 amino acids.